This is a messenger RNA of Brassica oleracea var. oleracea, 1086 nucleotides long. Its product is annotated as L-ascorbate peroxidase 3, peroxisomal. The record is from RefSeq and is a predicted model, not a curated record. Bases 70 to 933 code for a protein of 287 amino acids. Gene Ontology annotation, molecular function: heme binding; peroxidase activity. The transcript is spliced from 9 exons. Lineage: Eukaryota; Viridiplantae; Streptophyta; Magnoliopsida; Brassicales; Brassicaceae. Gene Ontology annotation, biological process: response to reactive oxygen species; hydrogen peroxide catabolic process; cellular response to oxidative stress.
CCCCCCCCCCCCUUGACCAUAUUAUUUUUCCUCUCAAUUCACCAUUGACGAUUAGGGAAGAAGAAAGCUAUGGCGGCACCGAUUGUUAACGCUGAGUACAUGAAAGAGAUCAACAAGGCUCGCCGUGAUCUCCGGUCCAUCAUCUCGAGCAAGAACUGUGCUCCGAUCAUGCUUAGAUUGGCAUGGCACGAUGCUGGAACCUAUGAUGCGCAGUCGAAGACAGGGGGACCUAAUGGGUCUAUAAGGAACGAGGAGGAGUACACUCAUGGUGCUAAUAGUGGUUUAAAGAUCGCUCUUGAACUCUGUGAGGGAGUGAAAGCUAAACAUCCUAAAAUCACAUAUGCAGAUCUAUACCAGCUUGCUGGUGUGGUAGCAGUGGAGGUUACUGGUGGACCUGACAUCAGUUUCCAACCUGGGAGAAAAGAUUCAAAUGUCUGUCCUAGGGAAGGAAGACUUCCUGAUGCUAAAAAAGAUUUCCAACAUCUUAGAGAUGUCUUCUACCGCAUGGGGUUAUCUGAUAAGGAUAUUGUAGCACUCUCAGGGGGUCAUACUCUGGGAAGAGCUCAUCCAGAGAGGUCUGGCUUCGAUGGACCUUGGACUCAAGAGCCUCUGAAGUUUGAUAACUCCUACUUCGUGGAACUGCUAAAAGGAGAAUCCGAGGGCUUGUUGAAGCUUCCAUCUGACAAGACUCUAUUGGAAGAUCCAGAGUUUCGUCGUUAUGUUGAGCUUUAUGCUAAGGAUGAAGAUGCAUUCUUCAGAGACUACGCAGAAUCUCACAAGAAACUCUCUGAGCUCGGUUUCAACCCCAACGCCUCCGCGGCCAAAGCUUGUUCAGACAGCACUGUUCUGGCUCAGGGAGCAUUCGGGGUUGCUAUUGCGGCUGCGGUCGUUGCCUUGAGUUACUUUUACGAGAUCCGGAAGAAGAUGAAGUAAAAGGAGCCACGAAGCAAAAGAUUAUCUUAUCUUUGCAUUAAUGAAUACUAUCAAUCAUCUUAUAGAAUGUGUACUGCUGCUACAAAGAUGUUAAAACUCUUUAAUCCACUAUGUUGUAGUAAAAAAGACUAAGUCAAUGGUUUGGUUUCAUGA